Molecule: messenger RNA, 1352 nt
Organism: Homarus americanus (American lobster)
Lineage: Eukaryota; Metazoa; Arthropoda; Malacostraca; Decapoda; Nephropidae
Exons: 6
Coding region: 87-893 (268 amino acids)
Cellular component (GO): extracellular region
Molecular function (GO): chitin binding
Source: RefSeq, a predicted model, not a curated record
CUGGAGGUAUAAAAACCCAGGGAAGGACACAGGUAUCGCUCCAUUAACUCUCUAGCUGUCAUCGAGGCUGGACUUUGGCUGUUACGAUGAAGAUGUUAUGGUCACCUCUGCCAGUUCUCCUCUCCAUCACUGUUUGCUUCGCUCAAAUCCCAGGUCCACCAGGUCCCCCCGCCCCGCCCCAGCAACCCCCGCCUGCCACUUCUGAUGGUUUCUCUGGCUACCUGAAGCAGUGUGCCCCAGGUGAUUUAAUACCUGGACCCACCUGUACGUCGUUUCUUAAGUGUAUAGGAAGUCGAACUCAAGCUACAAGAAGAGUCAAAUAUGAAUGUGCUCCUGGGACGAUUUUUAACCAGGAAGUCAGCACCUGCGUCCACGGCGAUGCAUCGCAGUGUGUAAUUAGUGCAGGGCCAGACACCUCGGCGCCCUGGCCUCCUGAGUCUGUUGGUCCACCCUCUCCUGCCUCCUGUCCUGCAUAUGAGCUCGACCCAACCAGCGUGUAUGACUGCCUGGAGCCCGGCACCUUCCCGUCCUACCGUGACUGUGUUGGCUUUUACAAGUGUAUCGUCACCAUGGGCUGCACCAUCAAAGGAUUCCAUUACCACUGCCCGCGCCAUUUCCUCUUCGAUGUCAACACUAAACGGUGUCAGGCGGAGUCGGUGGUGGGCGUGUGUGACAAGGCAGCUGAUCCUGGUGUACAGACGCACGAGAUACAACCUGUCGUUGAAAUCAAGCAGGAGCUCCUCGACGACUUCUUUGCAGCGAGCGCCUACUGGGACUUUAUGCCCUUCCUGCCUGACGAACCGCAGAAGAUCGUGCCCUUCGACCUCAGGCUUCUCCCGAGGAGUGGAGGGAGGCGUCUCCAUGCCUACAAAAUAACGCCGUCGGACUUGUAGUUUUAAAGGAACUACAGCCGUCGCACACAAUGACGUGAGAGAAAUACACAAAUAACAAUACUGUUUGCUGGGUUAGAAGCUACACUGCUCAGAUGUCAACUGUUGCUAUUCUUGGUCUAGGUGGUAGCGCCCUCGUUUGCCAUCUGAGAGGCUUGGGCUCGAAUCUUGCAGGAACAGUAUAAUUGUUUGCACACCUAUCCCUUAUAAUCACCAAGGGCUACCUACCUAAGAGGGAGAAAUAAGAUUCCUGUCAUAAUAAGUCGGACACAAGACUUUUAUUAUUCUUAGUCUGAGAGAAAGUAAUUCUUAUUUUCUCUCAUAUAAAUUUGUAAUUAUUAUUAUUAUGUUCAUGAGUUGUUAAUAUGAUCACCAACACAAGAGCUGUAGUGAAGAUUUUACGUGAGUGUUUGUACAUAUAGUUUUGUUCUUUGACCAGAUAAAUUAAACACGUUGUCUGUA